Lycium barbarum (goji berry) is the source of this 1481-nucleotide messenger RNA. Its product is annotated as protein neprosin-like. NCBI's taxonomy places the organism in Eukaryota, Viridiplantae, Streptophyta, Magnoliopsida, Solanales, Solanaceae. The transcript has 8 exons. The coding region runs from base 136 to 1380 and encodes 414 amino acids. The record is from RefSeq and is a predicted model, not a curated record.
ACCUUUAUAUAACACCUCGCAUUUAGCAAAGUUCUCAUACACCUAGUAAUCAAGUCAAGUGUUUAGAGCUUUCUUGUUAUGUUAAUUAGUUUGAUUUUUUUUUUUUAAAGACCUUAUGUUCAUGCCUACAAAAAAAUGAUUGAAUUCAAGAGGCAUCAAAGAAUUGUUCAACAAACUUUGCUGGUGCUAUAUUUCCUUUUGUGUUGUAAUGAGGUACAAGGAGAAAAAAAGAUAUCCAAAUUAGACGAUAUGGAGUUAGAGAAACAACUAUUACUUCUGAACAAGCCAGCAAUCAAAACAAUUAAGACUACAUAUGGAGAUAUAUAUGACUGUAUAGAUUUCUACAAACAACAUGCGUUUGAUCACCCCUUGUCGAAGGACCAUAAUUUUCAUCCUAAGAUGAAACCUACUUUAUCUAGGAUAAAGCAAAACUCAGAUGCCUCGACAACAAGUAGGUCAUCGACAAUAUGGUCAAAAGAUGGAGGUUGUCCUUCCGGAACUGUUCCCAUUAAGAGAAUUACGAAGGAUGAUCUUAUUAGACAAAGAAGUAUGCCACCGCCAGAAAAUGUCAAAUUCAACGCUCAAUUUGUUGGCAGCAAUAACAUGAGUAAUGAGCAAAAACGAAGCUACAUAUCUUCACAAGGAUAUAAGCGUGCAAUAGUUCAAACUCGAAAAGAUCCAUAUAACAGAUUUGCGGGUGCUGGAAUGGCAACUAGUUUGUACAAUCCUCACGUUGAAGGCAAACAACACAGUGCUUGUCGACUAAAAAUUUAUAAAGGAUCGGAUGUCUUACAAGUUGGUUGGAGAGUGGAUCCAACAUUAUAUGGGGACAAUAAAACUAGACUUUUCAUACAUUUUCAGGCAGGUAAAAUUCAUUGUUUCAACACAUUAUGUCCUGGCUUCAUAAUAGUAAACACUGAGAUACCUCUUGAUAUGUCAUACGAAGACCAUCUUUCACAACGUGGGGUGAAGAUAGGGGAGGACACAAUGUACAUUGAGAGGGAUCUAGCCAAUGGAAAUUGGUGGCUUUUAAUGGAAGAAAACUAUGAACAAAUUGGUUUUUGGCCACAAUGGAUGUUCACUGACUUGGAAGGUUUUGCUACGAAUGUUGAGUGGGGAGGAGUUGUAUAUAGUCCACCAGGUGUACCUAAGCCACCAAUGGGCUCAAGCUUUUUCCCCCGUGAAAACUUUGCUUAUGAUGCUUAUUGUAGGAGCAUUGCAAUUAUAGACGAGAUAGGAGGAACAGUUUACCUACAUAGAGUAAUCACACUUGUGGAUAAUCAUUUUAUGUACAAGGUUUUAUUUAAACGACUUUCGGAAGGUUCAAAGUCUUUUAGUUAUGUUGUUUAUGGUGGACCUGGUGAGACUGUACCCGUCUAAGUCUUGUUAGUUAUUACUAUAAUAAUAAUAUUUAUGUUCAAUGUCUACUGAAAUAUCGAGCUUUCUUGAUGAAUUUAUAAUUGGAUAGCUCUUCUAGAGGU